Molecule: messenger RNA, 862 nt
Organism: Olea europaea var. sylvestris
Lineage: Eukaryota; Viridiplantae; Streptophyta; Magnoliopsida; Lamiales; Oleaceae
Product: ADP-ribosylation factor 1-like
Exons: 7
Coding region: 103-648 (181 amino acids)
Biological process (GO): vesicle-mediated transport; intracellular protein transport
Cellular component (GO): cytoplasm
Molecular function (GO): GTPase activity; GTP binding
Source: RefSeq, a predicted model, not a curated record
CAAUAAUCAUUUUCCAUAUUGAACCUCCGAGUGUUCUGUCACUGCCUCUCUCUCUAAACUCUCACGGUUUUUUCUCUCAGGGAUCAAAAGCUAGAAAAAGAAAUGGGGCAGACAUUGACGAAGCUGUUCACCCGGGUUUCUCCGAAGAAGGAAGCGCGCAUUCUCAUGGUUGGUCUUGAUGCUGCUGGUAAGACCACCAUCCUGAACAAGCUGAAGCAUGGAGAGGUCUUACCUACCUCUCCAACCAACGGUUUUAACGUCGAGACGUUUGAGAAAAAUGACGUCAACUUCACCAUUUGGGAUUUAGGUGGUGGGGACACGAUCCGUCCGUUGUGGAGGAACUACUUCCAAAACACCCAGGGGAUCAUAUUUGUGGUUGACAGCAAUGACAAGGAUCGUGUUGCGGAGGCAAGGCAUGAACUGCACAAGAUGUUGGAUGAGGAUGAGCUACGUGAUGUUGCAUUACUUGUAUUUGCCAACAAACAAGAUCUCCCCCAUGCAAUGACUAUUGCUGAAAUAGCAGACAAGCUUAACUUGUACUCGCUGAGGAAGCGUCACUGGUACAUCCAGAGCACCUAUGCCAUGUCCGGAAAGGGGCUUUACGAGGGUCUCGGCUGGCUGUCCAAAGCCAUUCCUUACAAGGCAUGAGGUCUGAGCUGAUGCCGAGUUGGAAGUUCAGGUUUAUCAAUUAUUAAUCAUGUGUGUGUGCCAGUUUAUGGAUCUUUCUAAUUUUUGUUUAGAACUUCUUAUGCUGCUGUAUCAAUGAGUUUUGAUGUGUGUUAUUGCAAACAUAUGUUCAGAUAUAUAUAAUUCUCUUGAGACCUUAUUUGGUUUGGAUUAAAUUUUUGUAUCCCGUAUUUUU